Propithecus coquereli (Coquerel's sifaka) is the source of this 1714-nucleotide messenger RNA. RefSeq names its product nuclear receptor subfamily 1, group I, member 2 (gene NR1I2). The transcript has 9 exons. Lineage: Eukaryota; Metazoa; Chordata; Mammalia; Primates; Indriidae. Gene Ontology annotation, molecular function: zinc ion binding; nuclear receptor activity; RNA polymerase II cis-regulatory region sequence-specific DNA binding. Gene Ontology annotation, biological process: positive regulation of transcription by RNA polymerase II; negative regulation of transcription by RNA polymerase II; cell differentiation. The coding region runs from base 437 to 1582 and encodes 381 amino acids. The record is from RefSeq and is a predicted model, not a curated record.
UUGGCUCGUAUCUGGGAAAAUCAUAAGCUGAAUAGCAGGGGAAGAGGAAGCACUGCUUUCACUUCAGUGGAGCCUCAGCCUCUCCCUGUGAGCCAAGUGUCCUUCUGAGAAAAGCAAAGACUAAGCCAAGACUUCUGUCUUUAACGAGGCAGCUACUUCAGCUGUAUUGAUGUUUUGAUUGAUCCCUUGCUCCUGAUUGUUCAAAGCGGACCCCAAAGGAGAAGGCAGAGCAAAGAAGGUCCCACCAAGCAGUCGAAAAGGCCCAGAAGCAAACCUGGAGGUGAGACCUGAGGAAAGCUGGAGCCAUGCUGACCUUGUGCGCUGUGAAGCAGACUCCGUUGCUGGAAAGCCCGCCGUCAGUGCAGAGGAGGAAGGCGGGGAUCCCCAGAUCUGCCGUGUGUGUGGGGACAAGGCCACUGGUUAUCACUUCAAUGUCAUGACAUGCGAAGGAUGCAAGGGCUUUUUCAGGAGGGCCAUGAAACGCAAUGCCAAUGCCGGGCUGAGGUGCCCCUUCCGGAAGGGCGCCUGUGAAAUCACCCGUAAGACCCGGCGACAGUGCCAGGCCUGCCGCCUGCGCAAGUGCCUGGAGAGUGGCAUGAAGAAGGAGAUGAUCAUGUCCGAUGCAGCCGUGGAGCAGAGGCGGGCCUUGAUCAAGAGGAAGAAGAGAGAACAGAUUGGGACUCGGCCACUAGGAAUGCAGGGGCUGACUGAAGAGCAGCGGAUGAUGAUCAGGGAGCUGAUGGAUGCUCAGAUGAAGACCUUUGACACCACCUUCUCCCAUUUCAAGAACUUCCGGCUUCCUGAGGUGCUUAGCAGUGGCCAUGAGAUUCCAGAGUCUCUGCAGGCCCCAUCAGCGGAAGAAGCCGCCAAGUUGAGCCAGAUCAGAAAACAUAUGUGCUCUGUGAAGGUCUCUCUGCAGCUGCGGGGGGAGGACGGCAGCGUCUGGAACUAUAAACCUGCGGCUGACAGCAGCGGCAAAGAGAUCUUCUCUCUGCUGCCCCACAUGGCUGACAUGUCAACCUACAUGUUCAAAGGCAUCAUCGACUUUGCCAAAGUCAUCUCCUACUUCAGGGACUUGCCCAUUGAGGACCAGAUCUCCCUGCUGAAGGGCGCCACUUUCGAGCUGCACCAACUGAGGUUCAACACAGUGUUCAACGCGGAGACGGGGACCUGGGAGUGUGGUCGGCUGUCCUACUGCUUGGAAGACCCUGAAGGUAGCUUCCAGCAACUUCUCCUGGAGCCCAUGCUGAAAUUCCACUACAUGCUGAAGAAGCUGCAGCUGCAUGAGGAGGAGUAUGUGCUGAUGCAGGCCAUCUCCCUUUUCUCCCCAGACCGCCCAGGUGUGGUGCAGCGCAGCGUGGUAGACCAGCUGCAGGAGCGAUUCACCAUUACCCUGAAGGCCUACAUCGAGUGCUGUCGGCCCCAGCCCGCCCACCGGUUCCUGUUCCUGAAGAUCAUGGCUAUGCUCACCGAGCUCCGCAGCAUCAACGCCCAGCACACCCAGCGGCUGCUGCGCAUCCAGGACAUACACCCCUUUGCCACCCCCCUCAUGCAAGAGUUGUUCAGCAUGACAGAUGGCUGAGCACUGCCCUUGGGUGGAGCCUCCGUGGGCAGCCAGACCUAGAGCCCUCUGAGCUGCCACUCCUGGGCCUAGAUAGAUGGACGCCGCUGAUAGCGGACAAUGCCCUGCUGAGCCCACCUCCCCAGGGAACUC